AUGGCAGGAGAGCCUAUGAGACGCAACCAGAAUCUUUAUUUCCACUAUAAUCAGGAUCAUGGACACAUAACUGAGAAUUGCAGGAAUUUAUGGGACCAUUUGGACCAGCUAGUUCGAGAAGGGAAGUUGAAGCAACUCUUGCAUCAUUCUAGUGGUUGGGUAAGUCAAGCAGGCUCAGAGAUGCGGGGAGAUGCUUCUUCGAGACUCCCCCUCAGCACAAUAAAUGUUAUUUUUGCUGCCCCUGGAAGGACUGAAUCUUGUCCGUCCAGAGUAAUGUCGGUAUCCCAAUCUCCAGCCGAGGAGUAUAACUCAAUGCCUAAGAGAGCCAGGAUGGGCCUCCCGUUGGUUUUGGGUUUUUUAGAUGAGGACAAGGUUGGAAUCAUACAGCCUUACGAUGAUGCUUUUGUGGUCACACUGAGAAUUGGUGGGUAUCAUGUGAAAAUGGUGAUGAUUGACCAAGGCAGUGCUACUGAUAUAAUGUACCCUGACUUAUAUAAGGGCCUAAAUUUGAAACCUGAGAAAUUGGCGGCUUACAGUUCUCCUCUGGUGAGUUUUGAGGGAAGAAUGGUCGUCCCAAAGGGUUAG
Molecule: messenger RNA, 585 nt
Organism: Quercus robur (English oak)
Lineage: Eukaryota; Viridiplantae; Streptophyta; Magnoliopsida; Fagales; Fagaceae
Exons: 1
Coding region: 1-585 (194 amino acids)
Source: RefSeq, a predicted model, not a curated record